Rotaria sordida is the source of this 3222-nucleotide messenger RNA. The record is from the annotation of a GenBank genome assembly. NCBI's taxonomy places the organism in Eukaryota, Metazoa, Rotifera, Eurotatoria, Philodinida, Philodinidae.
AUGUCUUUACCACAAUCAUCAAAAUUAAAAUCGGAUGUUGAUCAACUUGAUGAUCUUGUUAAAGAUUUACUUACUGAAGUAAAUCGACCAAUUGGUACAAAUACAACUAAUCGUAGUAGUAAUAAUAAUAAUACAACUAAUAAUAAUAAUAAUAAUAAUAAAUAUUCAACAUCAUCUUCAUCAUAUUCUUAUUCUCGUCAAUCUAAUAAUGAUAAUAAUGAUAUAUCAAAUGCAAAAUUACCUUCAUCUCUCCGAGCAUCAUCAUAUGCACAAGCAUCAACAUUAAAUAAUCAAAAACGUAAUGAUUUUGAUGCUAAUACUGUUAGUGGUCUUAUUGAUGGUUCAUCACUAUCAUCUAAUGGUACACAACGUGAAGAACAACGUAUAAAAACAACACGUGAAGAACGUAUACGUAUAAAACGUGGCGGUGGUGGUAGUGGUGGUGGUGGUGGCGGUGGUGGUGGUGGUAGUACUAGUGAUGGUACAGAAAUACCAAUAACAUCUUCAUCAAUGAAAACAACAACAACAACAACAACAAAUAAACCAGUUCAAUCAACAGCAGCACGUGAUCAAUUAUCAAUUGAUGAACAACUUAUUGAUUCAUUAUUAGAAAGUGUUCAAAAUACUCUAAGAAAACGUUCACAACAACAACAAACAACAUGGACAACUGAUAUACCAAUACAUCAUCAACAACCAACAAAUAAUCGUCGAACAUAUAGUUCAAGUGCUGCUUAUACAGAUUCGGUUCAUCGAAUGGAUCCAACGCGUGGACGAUUUCCAAUAAAACUUGUACGAAAUGAUAGUCCAACAAGUACAUUAUCAUCAAGGAGACCUUAUAGUCGUCAAGAUAAUCGAGAUGGUUAUACAACAACAGUUACAUCAGCAUCAACUACAGCCAUUCCGACACAUUUUCGUGCAACAUCAGAACCAGCACCAGAUGGACCAAUUGAAUUACGUCGUAUGGAUUUAGUUCGUUCACCUUCACGUACAUAUCUGGAUGGACCUCCAAAUGAAUAUUAUCAUUAUUCACGUUCAACAUUACCAACAAGUGGUGUACGUGUACGUGGUCAUGAUUACUCAGGAUAUGAAACUGAUACAGGUCUUGUCACAUCUCGUACUUAUGCUCCCAGAUAUUAUGGCGGUCCUCCUCCACCUCCAUCAGUACAACAUAUACCUCCACCUAUGCAUUAUCCAUAUUAUACUCAUCAACCAGCAAAUUUUGCACGUGAACGUCAUCAUGAAGGUUAUUCAACAAGUAGUUCUGGUGGUGGUGGUGGUGGUCAACGUUCAAUGUUACGUCCAGAUGGUUAUGAUACAGAUACAGGUUUAAUUAGUAGUGGUCGAUUACGUAUGACACGUACAUUACCACCACGUAUGGCAGCUAUACCUGAAACAUUAGUUGUUAAUAAUCGAAUGGUAUCAUCAUCAAAUUUAAAUAAUGUACCAACAAAUUUACGUGGUAGUUCUUUUCUUAAUGAAACAAAUACAUUACGUAAUCGAACUGAUAAUAUAAGUGGUUAUGAAACGGAUUCUGGUAUGAAUAUACGACAACAAAAUUAUUUUCGUCAACAAGUACCUAUUGAUAUACAAUAUGGUGAUAGUGGAUGGGUUGGUAAACAAUCAACAAUAAGACCUAUAUCACAACAACAACAACAACAACAACAACGAUUUAUUGAUAAUAAUCAACGUUAUCGUUCACAAGAUCAAUUACGUUCAGCAUCAAUACCUGUUUUUACACAAGAUACAUCAACAACAAUAUCACGUUUACCUGAUCAACAAAUAUCAAUAACAAAUAAAUCUCAACAAAAAAGAACGAUAAAUACAUUACCAUCAUCAACAGAAGCUAAACAACAAUGGGAAACAACGAGAAAAGAUGUUACAGUAUUACCAACUUUUUUUCCAGGUUCUGUUGGUUUAUCUAAUCCACCAAGUAAUAAUAAACAACAAAUGCCAGCAUCACCAGAAUUAAAACGAAAAUUUUCUGAUGAUCAUUCUUUUAAAAAAUCAACAAGACCACAAUGUACUAUUAUUGAAACAACAAUAUUACCUGUAUCGAAUGAUUCAAAUAUACCAAAACCACAAAUAUUUUCGACUACAGCAGAGAUUAUACCAACUGUAAAUGCUGAUCGUUUUGAUAAUCAAACAACAACAAUAACAAGUAAAACACCACAAACACCUACGUUUCCAGUAGCUACUCAAACUUAUAAUCAAAAUAUGCAAACACGUGUAGGCAAUAGUUCAUUUCGAAAUCAAGAAGAAAAUUCACGACGUUCAAGUAUUUCAUCUGCUGCAGAAUCUGAUGUAGUUCGUAAUGGUGCUUAUCAAGCACAUAAUGUUAGUCAAUAUUGGUAUAAAGAAAAAUUAUCGCGUGAAGAUGCAAUUAAUUUACUUAAAACAAAACCACCUGGAACAUUUCUUGUUCGAGAUAGUCAAGGUUUUCCAGGUUCAUAUGGUCUUGCAAUUAAAGUUGAAACAUUACCAGCGGGUAUUCAAGCAAAACAAGGAGCUGAUCCAAAUGCUGAACUUGUUCGACAUUAUCUUAUUGAACGAACACCAACUGGACAUGUUCGUUUGAAAGGAUGUCCAAAUGAACCUGAUUUUGCCAAUCUAUCAGCUUUAGUCUAUCAACAUUCAAUAACACCACUUGCCUUACCAAUAAAAUUAGUUUUACCAACUGCUGAUAUAACUGAAGAUUAUCGUUCUCUAGGAAAUCAACAACAACAACAGCAUGAAACAUUAAAAAAAGUGUCUGUAAAAGAUUUACUUGAAAAAGGAGCUGCUUGUAAUGUUGUCUAUUUAAAUAAUGUUGAUGUUGAAUCAUUAUCUGGUCAAAUGGCCGUAAAUAAAGCAUUACGUUCUACAUUUGAAAAUGCUGAUCGUUUACAAGCAACAAUUGUUCAUUUUAAAGUUUCAAAUACUGGUAUAACAUUAACUGAUACAAAGAAAAAAUUAUUUUCACGACGUCAUUUUCCUAAAGAAUAUGUCACAUAUUGUGGUGUUGACUAUGAAACAGAUCGUUAUUGGACACAUCAAUUUCCUGAUCUUGAAAUGUUACUGAAAGCAAAAUGUUUUGGUUUUGUUUCAAAGAAAAUCAAUGGAAAUAAUAGAUCGGCUCAAGCAGAAAAUGAAUGUCAUAUAUUUGCUGAAAUUGAUCGAACACAACCAUCAACAGCUAUUGUUAAUUUUGUAUCGAAAGUUAUGAUUGGAAGUGUACCUGUUUAA